Messenger RNA from Harmonia axyridis, 7708 nucleotides. Its product is annotated as zinc finger protein 250-like. The record is from RefSeq and is a predicted model, not a curated record. The transcript is spliced from 3 exons. Lineage: Eukaryota; Metazoa; Arthropoda; Insecta; Coleoptera; Coccinellidae. The coding region runs from base 258 to 2237 and encodes 659 amino acids.
GCUAACUCAUCUCGCAAGAUCACAGCAGCGAACCAUGAGGUCGUCGGCUGCCGUCGCUGGCAUCCCCGCCACCGCCGUUCGCUUUGGUACCUCUUGGGCGAAAUUGUAUGCAUCCAGCUCUCUGAAAUCCGUGUGUCCACGACCGCUCGAAGAUGCUGAAUAGAGUGCAUUAGUGGUGCAACGCGAUGUAAACAGUGCCAUGUGCAUUAUUAAAGUGUUAUUGUCCAGUGAGUAAUUGAUGUCUGGACGUCGUCGCCAUGGCCAUCAACUUCUCGGCUUCCUUCGCCGCUUGUCUGGCUGCCGGCCUCAAGGUGCCUCGACAAAUUAUGUACUGCAUCUCUCAAGAUACGGCCGCACCAUACGUUCUUUACAAAGAUGGAAUGGACCGUACCCAGGGGCAGUGGAGUAUCCAAGACCCAUACCCGACAGCCCAGCCGCAACCCCAAAACACACCGGUACCCGAGAACACCCAACAGAUAUGCGGUCCUCCAGUACCCCUGGGCGCAGAGGCCGAAGCCAUUCCUACACGAGACCAAAGUUUACCCUCUCCAGCCCCCUCACCCUACUCUGCAACCCAGGCCGAACCGAGGGAGGAUGAGAUCACGGCGGAACAAACCAAUCUGGCAAUGGAUUCCAGACCUGCCUCGCAAUGCUUUCCCACAGAUCUCCACCACCAGACUCCGCAACCGUACCAGCAGUAUACGAGACCUCCACCGCCUGCAGCGCCACCUCCCGUACCCGCCCACAUGCUAGGAGCCGGCAGUUUUUCCGCCUUGCACUACCUGAAACAGCCAGGGGUGAUGCUGGGCAACAUCUGCGACAACGGCCAUCUGGACCAGUUCAGCCAGAGCAUGCCGGACUUGAGGUCGGUGCCUUUGCCAGAGGUUGGGGACCAGCAGCACAGCAUGAAACCUCAGAAGAGCAUGAGUGCGGAACUGAGGUUGUUCAAAUGUUUAACAUGCGGCAAAGACUUCAAGCAGAAAUCGACGCUGCUGCAGCACGAGCGCAUACACACCGACAGUAGGCCUUACGGUUGUCCCGAAUGCGGGAAACGCUUUAGACAGCAAAGUCACUUGACUCAGCACCUCAGGAUACACGCAAACGAGAAGCCGUACGCGUGCGUGUACUGCGAGAGAACGUUCCGGCAAAGGGCUAUCCUGAACCAGCACCUGCGCAUCCAUUCCGGUGAGAAGCCCUAUGAGUGCCCGGAGUGCGGGAAACACUUCCGGCAGAAGGCUAUCCUCAAUCAGCACGUCCGCACACACCAAGAUGUGAGUCCCCAUCUGGUGUUCAAGAACGGCAUCAACCCGACCUUAUGGCCUCAAGACGUCCCGUUUCCAGCCGAAGAAGGCAAGGAAGAAGUGACGUCAACCUACGGCGACGGCGACGUGCAGAACGACAGAACAAACUGUUUCUCACCGAGCAACUUGCCGCCAAACCUACAAUAUCCUGCCUACUUCAAAGAUACAAAGGGAACGAACCAUCCCAUCUUCUCAUCCAGCAACAAUUUCGCCUCGUUGCAAUACAUCAAACACGCACAAGGUAACAAAGGUAUGCCAGAAAUCAUACAGCACGGCAGGUCUGCGGGUAUGCCCCUUUACGUCCGCUGUCCCAUAUGCCAAAAAGAGUUCAAACAGAAGUCGACGCUGCUGCAACACGGCUGCAUACACAUAGAAUCCCGUCCUUAUCCUUGUCCUGAAUGCGGUAAGCGGUUCAGGCAACAGUCGCAUCUCACGCAACACUUGAGGAUACACACCAACGAGAAACCGUACGGUUGUGUGUACUGCGGUAGGAACUUUAGACAACGAACCAUCUUGAACCAGCAUCUCAGGAUACACACUGGGGAGAAACCUUACAAGUGUGGUCAGUGUGGCAAGGAUUUCAGACAGAAAGCGAUCUUGGAUCAGCAUACAAGAACGCAUCAAGGGGACAGGCCGUUCUGUUGUCCUAUGCCUAACUGUAGAAGAAGGUUCGCCACAGAACCGGAGGUUAAGAAACACAUAGAUAACCAUAUGAAUCCGCAUUCGGCGAAAACCAGAAGGGAUUCCACCAGUUCUGAAAGGAAGCACAGCACCAAUGGUAUGCUUCCUCGUGGUCUCACUCCGUCGGCUGUGGUGAAGCCAGAACUGUACUUCCCGCAAUGCUACACCUCUAGCUUCAACCCUGCCACGACAAUUUCUCAGUUUCAGUCACCCCCUCCAGAGUUUAAGCCGCCUAACAAUUUGCCUGUCCAGUGACUAGCGGCCGGCUGGCAACUGGGACCUUGCAUUGGGUAGUCGUUGCCAGCAUCGUCAAAUUUUAUGGGUGACAUGCUAGAUCUCUUAAACAGGUGCAAUACUAGAUCGAAUCAUUAGAGAUUCGGCUCAUCUCGUGAAAUCGGUCGAUUCACUCUGUGAUCAUCUUGUUUUCGAUGGCGCUAAUCAAGAGUUCGAAGUAACGUAUCGAAAUAUAGUGAUAUUUUCAUGCAAAUGACCUUCAGAUAUUUUGAUGUGGGUAUGAUAUAUGUCCGAUCGAGGGUAGUUUAGAUGGUGGAGAUCAGCUGGCGUUGACCAAAUAGUUUUUAAAUUGGUUGAUAUUGCAGCAAAACGUGUAUGGUACUUCUUGUCAAGCGAGAUUUUCUGACCUGUGCCUUAGGUCCAAACCUCUGUUUUUUGAAGAUCUCAUAACUGCUCAAAGAAGUCAGGAUAGAUACGAAGGGAAAAUGUUCGAUAAUGGUAAAAUCCUAGGGAAAAUCAUUACUAUUUUUCAGUUAAUUAAAUAAAAACAAAGCGUGAAAUAUGAAGAUAAUUCUAUAUUUUCUAAAACCAGAAGCUUUUGAGCUGAAACAAAGGAAAAGCAUUUCAAUUAAGGUUUCAAAAUUCAAGAUUUCAAAUCAGCGUUAUUGCUGAUAAUUAGUGUUAGUUGCCUUGAAGAUAACUGAAAAAUCUUGUCAAAUUGAUUUAUACAUCAACUCAAAUAGAAUUAGCCUUCUUGAAAUGAUUACCUCUGUAUUUAUAUUAUCUCUUAACCACUAGAAUCUAAUCUCAGAAAAAGGUAUCAAAAACUAAGAAAAAUCUAAAAUUAGUUCAAUAUUUAUAAAGUUCAAAUAUUCUAGAAGUAACAGAUACACCAAUUUAGUUUUGACAAAGCUAGAAAAGGAAACCUAUAAUUUCAUUUAUAAGUGUGUCCUUUUCUUUGCAGGUUAUGUUUUAUAUUAUUAUAACGAUCUGAUAUUAACCAAUUCGAACACAAAUUUCAAAAGCUCGACUAGAUGCGCCAGUUGAUCUGUCCAUCAGAGUUCGAAAAGGCAAUUAUUUCAAUAAUAUAAGCUUGCAGCAUAUGGUUAUGACGACCGAAAGAUUCUAAAAGUAUCAUACCAAAUAUCUCAUUUUUUAUGAGUUCCAACCGUAGAUUUGUCUCAAAAACCACAUUUUAAAUACCUAUAGAUUUAUGUGACAACAUAUUUUAACUAUAUCCUAUUUUCAAUUGUGAUUUUAACUAAUUCACGUCGAAAAUAUUAAUAUAAGCGGGACUGAUAUUGUAAAGAGAACGAGUGUUCAUUUAUAAAAAUUGUAGAUAUAAUAUGAACAUUUGAAGGUAAAUACAUAAUGAAUGGAAGCUGCCAUAAAUAUCGAAAAAUUUAAAUGCGCAUGAACAGUAGCGUUCCUUAUUACCAGAAUCAAUACAAAAAAGAAAUGAAAUCUUUUCUUUCUGAAUUGAUUCAAAGUAGUUUACUUGAUCUAGUUUUAGCUAUUCUUCAUUCUGAGCAAGCUACGCAACUGGUCAUGCUGAAAAAAAGCUUUAUUUAAGAUUAAAACGUUUGUUUAUCUGUGAUCAACAACCUCAUGGUUAUGUUCAUCAGCAAAUUUUGUUACAGUUGUUGCUGAUUUUUUUUUGGAUUUGAUUGUUUGUGAAAUUCAUUGAAAAUUUUCGUUUUCUAAUGUCUAAUUCUGAUGUUGAGAUAAUACUCAAGUCCUUCAACUUUGCCUUCCAAAAGUGUACGGAAUAAUGUGAGAAAAAGGCAACAAAAAGUGAUAAGGUGUGGAUGUUUUCGAAUUAGUUCUAGGUUGUUUGUGAUUUUUAGUCUUUGUAGGAUAAUUACGUAAUUCAUUUAUAGUUAGCAUUUGAGGAGCAAAAUAUUAUUUAUAUUCUGAUAAAUCAAAAGAUUGCAUGAAAAAACUUGGGAAUAAUGAGUUCAUAUUGCAACUUAUCAAUCGUUUUCAUGCCUUGGUGCUACGCAUUGAACACAUAAUGAAAUAACCAAACCACUUUAUUCAUAACAUAUCAAUAAAACGAAAAAGCAAUAGUAAUAAGGUAAUAUUUUAGUAUUUUUUCAUAUAAUGUUUUGUAGGCUGGAGUUGUAUCAAUAAAUUGAAGAUCUAUUUUCGGAGCAACUUUUGUUGCUGUUGUGUGUCAAGAUCAAUGUACAAUAGAGUAGCAUCCUAUUUGUUCUUUUGGAUAACAACACCGACUCUUUAGUUUGAAGAAGAUGAAGUUUGAAAAUUCUGAAAUGCGGCACUGAUAUAAGAUAGUUAAAUGCUACAUUUCAGAAAUUUUACUUCAAACAUAGUUCUAAAUGUGCACGCUCUGUAUAUAUGUUAUUAUAGCGCCUUAUAGAGGUUAUGCUUUCAUAUUCUCUAUUUUAUAUUAUCAUUGAAACUUUCACAUCUACGACAGAAAUGUGUCCUCUCCUUCUACUCAUAUUCCUCAUCAAUCAUGAGUAUGUUUCAAAAGUAAAAAAGAACGGAUUUUGAAAAUUCUUAUCGUCCUAAAACGAUCAGGUUAGAAAUAAUUCAUUCAUGAAGAGACCAGCUUGUAUAUACUUGUUGUAUAGGCUUUAGCUAUCAGUUUUUAAUAUUAAUAAUGCAUUUUGUGGAACUGAUAUGGUGUUAAUGUUCUUCUCUCCACGUCACACAACGAUAAUGAUUCAUUAAUUCUUAAAGCAUCUGAAUUACGCUGACGAUCUAUUCGAGGAUUCGUGAUACCAAAUUUUUCAAUUUUUUUCUUCUUAUCGUGCUCAAAGAAAUCUAAUCUUAUUAUUGCAAAAAAUCAUUUCAUAUCAUAUUAUUCAUUUUCUCUCAAAUUGAUAGGUGUAAAUAAGACCUUAAAGGGCAUUUUUGCUCAUUUAUCUUUCAUUAACUGCUUUCAUCGUUGUUGGAGUAACUUUAUUAUUCAAUGUUGGGACAUUACAUUUCAAUAUUCAAGGAUUAUAAUAGUAUUGGAAUUUACAGGAAAUUUCCAUAGCGUUUGUGAUAAUAGAUGGUGCUCAUUGAAAAUGAAUAUGAAAGAUUAUAUGUCCCUUUUCGUUUUAAUUCAACAUUAGUUGAUUGUUUCGAUGUUUUAUAGGUGUUGUAUUCAAAUUUAAGACUGAUAUAGAAAUAAGGUACAUCUUAUAAAUGUUUAUGUAUGUGGAUUGAAACUUAUACUUAGAGAUUUUCAAUUGCCGUGAUAAACUUAUAGAUAGAUUCAUGAACCAUAUUCGAUUCUUAAGUCCAUCUCUAUUUUUCUACGUAUCUCAUCGAAUAAAAUUCAUUUAUUACCGUUUGACAGAUCUCUAUUUUCAUUAUUAUCUUUGAAUUGCGUCAAACUGAAAUAAAUUUUUACUUAUUGGAUCUUCCAUUUCAGACUUGUGACGAAAUUUUCUGAGGAGAACAGAUUAAUGUAGAAAUACUUGAAUAAAAUGAAUAAGGGUAUAAAUAGGAGAGAGAUCAAAAACUGAAACAGAAAACAUCAUAAUAUUUAAAAAAUCUAGCAGUUGUAUAAUGCAUGUAAAUAAGUGUUCUUGUGUAAAAACAACAGAAAUAUGUGUUACAUAUUAUAAGUAUCGCCAGAAUAUUAAAUAUUCGAAAUUAUCGUACACAUGCGAAAUGUAGUCCCGAUUUUUUUUCUGAAAUAAUUCUUAUCAGAUUUAUUCACUUGCCAAGGGAAAUUUUGAAACGAAUAUCAAAUUAAUAAAAAUUUCAUGUGCUAACUCUCUUCAUAAUAACUAUUUUCGGGUCCACAUUUUCUGAUUAUCUUGUCCAAAACUUUAUAAAUUUUUCAUAUGAUGUCAAUGGCAAGCUUGGCAUUCAGAGGCUGUGCGUAUAGUGCUAUACUUACUAACAUUAUUUGUAUACGAUUUUUCAGGGUUUUUCUAUUUUAAGUCUUCUUCCCAAAAACUACGGUUUCCAUUAUUAUAUUCCAUAUUAUUUUUACAACCUUAAUAUUUUCAUAACAUCACUAAAUUAAAUAUAUUCUAAUCAUGUAAUAUCAACUAACCGUGUGUUACAAAUUCUCCAAGUCUUUUGUUAUCCAUUUAGUCGCGUGUGAUUGUUUUCAUCAUAUACUUUCCACCGCUUUCUCCAUUUAUUUUAACUAUUUCUAAGAUUGAGAUAUCUUUGAGCAAUAUUCUCAAUACAAUAUUUUCACAAAACACGUACUACAAACUAUUCCUAUUCUAGUUUUGGUACUUCAUCUGAUUUACGAUAAAAAUUGUCUGUCUUGAGAGUGGUAUUCUACAAAUUCACUUUUCUAUCUGUAUGGUCAAUUCUAAAAGAAAUGGCCAACAUGUCAUUAACUUACCGGAAUCAAAGUAUAAGAAAGUUCAGAUAAGGCUUUAUUUGUUAACAACAAAUUGACUAGAAAACUUUCUUAUAAAACACCAAUGUAACAUUGAUUUAAAAAAAACACAAUAAAUCUCCAAUCACAGGCUUUGAAACGUAUUCAAAAAGUGAAAACGAUAAUAUUAAAAGAUAAUUGACUUUAUAAUAGUAUCUAAUAAUGGGUAUUAGUAAAAGUCCAUAAAGAAGCUUGGUAUAUAAACCUUAGAGAUAUUUGUUGAUCCAAUCAGACAAUAUAUCUGGAAUAAUAAUUGAUAGAGUUGCAAUAUGUCCUCUAAGAACCGUUUGGAUUUUAAAAAAUAUAUUUACAGUAAAUUUUCUAACCAUCCAAUUCUCUACUUCCUUUGAUCUUAUCUCAUAAUUACAUUCUAAUAAGCGUUUGGAAUCUUUUUGUUGUAAAAUGAUGAAUCUGUUAUAAAUGUGUGUUUUUCAAUUUUCUCAUAUAAUACGAAGAUUUGUAUAUAAUAGUUUUGUUUGAAGACAAUCCACAUCUGAUAUUGAAGAUAUAUAUACUUGUAGUUAUAAAUGUUUGUAAAUCGAAACAAUUUUCGUCCAGAAUACCUUAUAAGAGAAUCAUUUCAGUUUUAUUUCACACAAUAGUUAAUAUAUUUCAUGUGCUUGUGGCGUUUUACUCAUUCGAUAUCAGAAAUUCACUUUUAUAUGGUAGGUGUUAUUAUUUAUUAUUGUUCAUGUAUUUGUUAUAAGUACUCUUUGAACGUUGUUUUGAAUUCGGAAAUAAUGACUUCCAAGUUUAUAUUUUCUUUUAUGAAAGGAAUAUUUACAGAUAUAUUUUUUGAUUUUGUUGAAAAUUUUUUGUUGUUCUUUUUGUUUUGAAAUUAUUUUAUUCGAAGAUUUUUUGUUCGAGAAUUUGAUGAAAAGCCCCACAAGUAUGAAACAGAUAACCUCAUCCAUGCCAUUACUCAAUAACAGUUACUAAUAAAUGCUCAACAAAAUAUACAAUACUGAUAAUUUUUAACAACACACAUGCAAUAUUAGUGUUUUGCUCAAUAGUACAAAUGCUGUACAUAAUAGAUACUGGAAUCGUUUUAUAUUAUAAAUAUAUUCUAAUAAAUAUGUUUGAAUUGAUUCUCUUUGUAUUGCAUUUUGAAUAAAAUAUGAAUGUAUUUGUU